CUUGCGCGUAUACGUAUACGCGUUACCGCUUUUGAAACUGUUCGUGAAUCGGAGGAUCCAAAUGCGCGUUCGUGUUCGGAUUCUUCGCUGAUUUGAUUCCAAUUCACCCAACAUUUUACAUUUUCGGUUCUGCGGGAGUUGAACAUGGCAGCGGCUUCUAGCCCAGUGACGCCUGGACAGGUGUCAUUUUUAUUUGGAGUUAUCCCAGUUAUUUUUUCUUGGUUAUAUGCUGAGUGGUUAGAGUACAAGAAGUCUGCCCCCCUCUCUAAAGUCCAUUCUGACAGUAACCUGGCUGAGUUGGGAAAUGAAACAAUCAAUGAAGAAGACCGAGCUGUAUUGCUGGAAGGAGGUCUCUCAAAAUCUGCAUCCAUGAAAUUACCAACUUCAUCAUUAAAAACGAACCUAGUUAGGUUCCUAACAAUGGAGGAUUCAUUCUUGCUCGAAAAUCGAACAACUCUAAGAGCAAUGUCUGAAAUUGGGGCAAUCCUAUUCUAUUUUUACAUCUGCGACCGAACAAAUCUGUUUGCUGAUUCUACUAAGAAUUACAGCCGUGAUCUCUUCCUCUUCCUGUUUAUUCUUCUCAUCAUUGUUUCUUCAAUGACUUCUCUCAAAAAACACAAUGACAAGUCAGCCUUUUCUGGGAAAUCAUUACUUUACUUGAAUCGCCAUCAAACAGAAGAAUGGAAAGGAUGGAUGCAGGUUCUCUUUUUGAUGUACCAUUACUUUGCCGCAGCAGAGAUAUACAAUGCUAUUCGUAUCUUUAUUGCUGCAUAUGUCUGGAUGACUGGUUUUGGAAAUUUUUCAUAUUAUUACAUCAGAAAGGAUUUUAGUCUUGCACGAUUUGCUCAGAUGAUGUGGAGGCUGAACUUUUUUGUGAUAUUUUGUUGCGUUGUUCUCAACAAUGAUUACAUGCUGUAUUAUAUCUGUCCAAUGCACACUCUGUUCACCCUGAUGGUCUACGGGACACUUGGCAUUGGCCAUAAUUAUAAUGAGAUAAGAUCAGUGAUGGCUAUAAAGCUUCUUGCAUGUUUGUUAGUGGUUAUCUUGGUUUGGGAGAUUCCAGGAGUUUUUGAGAUUCUAUGGAGUCCUUUCAGUUUUAUGCUAGGUUAUGAUGAUCCUGCAAAGCCAGAUCUCCCUCGAAUGCACGAAUGGCAUUUCAGAUCCGGACUUGAUCGGUACAUUUGGAUUGUUGGAAUGAUAUAUGCUUAUUUUCACCCUAAUGUGGAAAAGUGGAUGGAGAAAUUGGAAGAAUCUGAAACCAAGCGGAGACGGACAAUCAAGGCAUCUGUUGUUGCAGUUUCUUCAAUGGUCGGAUAUUUGUGGUACCAGUAUAUAUACAAACUUGACAAGGUCACCUACAACAAGUUCCACCCAUACACAUCAUGGAUACCUAUCACAGUUUACAUUUGCUUGAGGAACUUCACUCAGGAGCUUCGCAAUGUCUCAUUGACUUUGUUUGCGUGGCUUGGGAAAGUUACCCUGGAGACCUAUAUCUCCCAGUUCCACAUCUGGCUAAGAUCAAAUGUUCCAAAUGGGCAGCCUAAGUGGCUUCUUUCAUUUCUCCCCGGCUAUCCUUUACUUAACUUCAUGCUGACUUCUGCCAUUUAUAUCUUGAUAUCUUAUAGGAUAUUCGAACUAACCAACACUCUAAAGACUGUGUUUAUACCCACAAAAGACGACAAGAAGCUGCUCCAGAAUUUUGUUGCUGGCAUCACGGUUUCUGUGUGUUUAUAUUCGGUUUCAUAUAUUCUUCUUCAAAUUCUUACCUGAGUAAGAACAGGCAAGGAUGGAGUAAUACAAGGUAAGGGUGUAAAGACGUACAGAAGAUUUCCAUGGUCAACCCAGAGUUAGUUGUUUCAUUUGAUAUCUUUGAUGAGGGAAAUGCUGGUUAUAGACAGGCCUCAACUAUGGGUUUUGAAUUUGCAGCAAUUUUGUGAAUCAUAUUAUUUGUACUUCGGUUUUUUCCCACGAAAGCCCCUGCUCCCUCCCCCCAAAAAAAAUCCCACACAAUUAUUGGAUCCUGCCAGUCUAUAUUUCUAUUUCUGGAAAACUAAAGCUAUUAUUCUUACCCAAAGCAAGGUACACGAGGUGUAAUUUUUUUUAUGGAAAUAUAUAUUUUUUGGGAAUGAUGGGAAUGUGUGGUCCCCAAAAAUAAGGGAUACAGAUAGCUUUAGUCUACAGGUACAAAGUCACUUUCCAAAUUGUGUUAUAGAACAACAUAAUACAUGUGAUCUUGUGUUCUCAAUGCAUAUCAUUUUGGUCUUUUUAGGACGAAAUUGAG
Cuscuta europaea is the source of this 2281-nucleotide messenger RNA. NCBI's taxonomy places the organism in Eukaryota, Viridiplantae, Streptophyta, Magnoliopsida, Solanales, Convolvulaceae. The record is from the annotation of a GenBank genome assembly.